GACCUGUAUGAGAUUCUGUCCAGCCUGCCAGAGAGUGUAGCGUAUUCCUGCCGGCCCUGCAGCCAGUCCCAGCCCAGCGCCUGGAGGGAGCUGCUCCACAUGGAGCUGAGGGCUGGGAUAGAGAAGGUGCUGGCAUGCCUACUCACCUCCACCCUCACCCAGCACCUCAUCGCCUGCUCACAGGUGAGAGAUACCAGGCCGUACAAUGCUUCUUGCCACAGGAUGCUAAAUGAGACAGGAUGCGCAGGCUGAACAUAGCAACAGGCGUUUUAACACCUGUCAUGACUUGUAGUCAACCUACAUUUUGAUGGGGCUUUUCUGAAUAAAUAAUUUCAAAGAACGAGUGCAACGACUCUCUCCUCUCUUUUUUAAAGUUGAUUAGCUGAUAUCAGAUGUACAUUUACAGACUGAUAUCUGCUAGGACUAUUUGCAUGGUCCUCUUGAACUGUUGCACAUAAGUUCUCGUGUGGCUAUAUUUUCAGUGUUUCUCUGUAACAUACUACAUUUGUCCCUAUUCCCCUCCCGUAGUGUGUGACCCAGGUUGACCCUGACAGUGGAGCGGAGGGCCAGCCAGCCUGUGACCUCCGUGCUGUGGGCAAGAAGUUUGACAAAGGCCUCUACACCACCCUGGUCAGUGUCUAUCUAUAUAGUAUCUGAAUUGGCAGGACAGGAUCUCUUCUACAUUCAAACUCUCAUUUGAAGGAAGAUUUUAAAGGAAGAAGAAUGAGUGUUACAAAUUGUCAGCUAAAUAACCAUGUUUGUAUGUUUCCAUGUCUAUUUAUGUUGUAGAAAUCGUUCCAUGAAGAUGUGGUGCAGGUGGUGCGGAGGCGUCUGGAUCAGGAGGAGUCUCUCCCGGAGGACGAAAGGCCCACAGCCUUGGCCCGCUCCUACUACUUGAAGGUAAUGCUGAGUACUCAGAGACGGCAACACUCUGGGAGGAAAACUCCUUACACAGGCAAUCGUCCAGUACAAAUCAGAAGUAUUUACUUGACGAUGUAGCUACAAGCACAGUGUACUUUCAGUAUGACGGAAAAACAGUUGGUUGAACUAUAAGUCUUCUGCAAUGUUAUCGGGUGUUUUUUUUUAAACACAGUUUUUUGUUUAAAGCACACAAACAUGUCAUAAUAAACGGAUAUACAAAUGUUCUCACUACACUUGGCUGCACUUUGUCAACACAGCUGUUUUACACUCAUCUUGCUUGAGACAUUCUCAACUUAUUUUGAAAUAUUGUGUAUAGACUGUACACACUACCGUAUUUUCCGCACUAUAAGGCGCACUUAAAAGCCUUUAAUUUUCUAAAAAAAACACAGUGCGCCUUAUAAUCCGGAGCGCCUUAUAUAUGGAUCAAUUGGUUAAUUGGUUGAUCCAUACUGGUUGUACACGGCGCUCUGUCAAAAUGUUUCAGUAUGAAAAACCAACAAAAACAAUUUAAUAAUAAUGAAAUGUUUCAGUACAACUGGUAAACUACAAAGCCGCACCGCUUGUAGCAUUACGGCUACCGUAGUCAGUAAACACCGGUACUGUGCUUACUCACAGUCCCACACCACUUGUGUGUGUAUAAAGACCCCAAAAUGGCACCUUUCAAGAGACACACUUACGACGAAGAGUUCAAGCUCAAGGCUGUCGGUCACGCAGUAGAAUAUGGGAAUAGAGCAGCAGCGAGAGAAUUCAACAUUAAUGAAUCAAUGGUACGGAAGUGGAGGAAGCAAGAAGAUGACCUGCGCCAAGUAAAGAAGACUAAACAGAGUUUCCGUUCAAUUCGGACACUGAAGAAGAAGAAUUUGAGGGAUUCGUGGACGGGGAAAGCUUUACGUGUUAUACGUAACUGAACAAUAUUGAGUUAUGCACUAACGUUUGAUUUAGUGGUAUCAGACUGUUUCUUUUACUACGUGUUUACUGAAUCAGGGAAAAGUUCCCCUCCACGUUUGGGAGAAGAGUGAGCAAGGCUGGGAGAUAUUGUUAAUAUGCACAUUAACGUUUGAACAACGUUACCAUGGGAGUGAACGAAGUUGUCAGAACGCUUAAUAAAGUUUGACUUUCUGACUGUUUUGUUGACAUUCCCUUUAGCACAGCUCCAUCUAGUGGAUGCAUAACGCAACCCCAGUCAAACGUUUGACUUCAGUAUCUUCUAUUCUAUGCGCUUUAUAAUCCGGUGCGCCCUAUAUAUGAAAACAGUUCUAAAAUAGGCCAUUCAUUGAAGGUGCACCUUAUAAUCCGGUGCGCCUUAUAGUGCGGAAAAUACGGUAGUUUUAAUGUUUCAUAAAGUUACAAAUCAGAAGUUAGACUGAACACCGACACUUGAAUACCCUCAUCCUAACACAAUGCAUGGUCUGUACUCAGUCAGUCAGUGAUGUCAGUCCUCAGUGCAUGUCUUGUGGUGUCUAAGUUGUUCCAUAUGGCUGUCUAGUCAGCAGAACAGUAUGUAAUUGGGAAUGAGUUAUGGGGCUCUGUGGUUCUGGUGGUCAUGACUCCCCUGGUGGUCAUAGGUUCACUUGGUUCAAACUACAGUUAUAGAAGAUGGCUGAAUCCAAGGACAUUUGGAAUGUUAAUUUGAAAGAAAAAAGCUCUACAUGUUUUAAAAUGGCCAACAGGGGAGUCUAGAUUCACCGUCUCCUCACUGUUCUCUCUGCAGCUUCUGGAGGAGGUCUUCAACUGGUUCAACAGUCAGGACCCCAAAGUGUGGGACCCCCGAUCCAAAGACCUGCCUGUGUGAGUAGCAAUCUGCUCCUCAUAUCUCCUUGUCCAGGGUAUCUCAACUGGCGGCCCCCCAAAGUAUUCCCACGCAAAAUAGAGAAAUAUUUGGUUUUAUACAAAAAAAAUCAAGUUUUGAAAUGAUUGUUUUAGUCAAAUAUUAUAUCUGUUUGGGCUUCUUGCGGUCAUUUUGCAGUCUACAAAUGAUUUGCAAUUAUAUUCCGGCCCCCUGAACUCAGCAUACGAUUUACCAAGGGUCUUAGAAGGUUGUCUAAGUCGGUCUUGGAAUUUGGGCAUUUAACGUGAUGUCAUCAGAAGUUGGCUCAUAUGGGAAGAUUUUAAUCCAUCUUGAAAUUCCAGUUUAACUUUGGGUUGUUGCGUAUUGCUUCACUACUUCCCUGCAGUGAUUCAUGUGGAGUAUUUCCCCAUGAAGCAAGAUAAGCCUAAAUUCAGUGGAGCAACUGAUUUAUGUUUUCUGGUUUGCCGCGCAUUUUUAUGACACACCUGUUGUUCACAUCCUGAUGGGAAAUCAUAAUUUGAUUGACUUUACUGUCAACAAGGACCUUAAAGUGUGGGAACAGUCAUUAAAAUCCAGUUUGACAGGAAGUUACAGAAGUUAGUCUUGUAAUUAUUUUAUUAUUCUUUAUGUUAAAACCAGGACAGUCCCCCUCCUCUCCCACACAUUCCCAGUUCACAUCCUUCCUUCUCUGCGACGGAGGACACAGAGUAGUGACUUCAUUUAGCUCAUUGUAGAGUGGUGCACAGAGUGGUAAAGGUAGAGUGGUAAGCUCAGGACCUGACCUGUCUGUCACCAUCUUCUUGGGGAAAAGAUUGAUUCAUAAACAUGAAUUGUUUGUUAAUGUAAAUGAGUGUAAUCCAUAAUCAGCUAGAUGUGAGCCACUGUCUGUUGUAUACUCUUCUAGUCAAAUCCUAACUUGAGUGUAACUGUGUGCGCAUGUAACUCAGAUGUUUGCCUAAAUCAUCCAAAUUUGAGUUACGCGCUCGUAACUCAAGUUGGAAUCUGGCACAGCAUGACUCUAACACAUGACUUGACUUCCUCUUCUUUCAUCUCCUCACCCCUCCAUUCCUCCAUCCAUUCCCUUUCCCAUUGCAGUGGGAUGCUGUCCCAUGCGGUUCAGCCCCCCACCACUGAGCAUGUGUACGCCCAGUGGCAUGAGAGGGAGGAGCUACGGUCCAGGGCCCCUCUGGGGACCCUGCAGACGGAGAACGUACCACGCCUGGAGGUGAAACAAGAAGAGGUGCCUCACCCCACCACCCCACUGACCACAGAGCCAACCAGGGGCCUCCACUUCAGGAAAAACAGGGCUUUCAGGCUUAAUAAACUCAAAGGUACUUCCCACAACUGAGGGGAGGAAAAACAAUGAGAAAGCAAAUAUUGAAUCGACCAAUUUCAUAAGGGGAUUGUUCUGGUUUUGGUGUGAUGUCUUGCGUUUGUCCCUCAGGGAAAAGGGGAAGGGCCGGACGACAGUCCAAGUCUGAGGGACGGCCAUCCAAGUCUGAGGGACGGCUGUCCAAGGCUGACCUAGACACAGGGUGGUCCAAGGACGACGGGAGGCAAUGCUCACUGUGCCAAAAGUAUGGAGAUGCUAAGUCCAAUGUGAGUAAGAAACUAGGUUUCAGAACACUUCUGAGAAGACCUUCUCAAAAGUGACUUAAGGAAUCACAGCAUGGUGGAAAGAAACACAAACCGCGCUCUGACUUCAGAGCACUAAGCCUUCAUACCCUUGUUCAACAUAACAGCCCUUGACUCACAGGAAAUUAAGUCAACAAAUCCACACAGUAGGUAACCCACCAGGCCUGUAUUUCUAACCUCCUCCGUGUGUCCCUCAGGAGGCGGGCAGGCUGCUGUACCUGGGCCAGAACGAAUGGGCUCACAUCAACUGCUCCAUGUGGUCCGCAGAGGUGUUCGAGGAGGACAAUGGCUCUCUGAUGCAUGUGCACAGUGCCGUCGCUAGGGGGCGCUUCAUGGUGAGGCUUCACUUUAUUUGUGCAGUGACAUUCUUGUUUUUUCCAGCAGCUGUAGUUUGUGUAUCAUUGUCCAAUGUCCAUCAUCUCUCUCAAACUCAUUAUCCAGACCUAUUCUCUUCUCCUGGACUGAUCUAACCUGUCUGUGUCUCUUGUUCCCUCAGCGCUGUGAGCGCUGUAACCAUACAGGUGCCACAGUGGGCUGCUGUCUGACCUCCUGCCAGAGCAACUACCACUUCAUGUGUGCCCGCUCCCGCAACUGUGUAUUCCAGGACGACAAGAAGGUCUACUGCUACAAACACAGAGACCUCAUCAGUGGCAAGGUAAAGUCCUGGGACUACUCAGGUAGUGGGACUGUUAUGUUUUAAAAAAUCUUGAAUGAGUUUCCUCACGCGUGUGCAUUGUUCUUGUUCCAUUGCAGAUGAUCACUGGCCAAGGGUUUGAGGUGAAUCGGAGGAUGUACGUGGACUUUGAUGGGAUCAGUCUUCGCAGGAAGUUCUUGACCGGACUAGAGCCAGAAAACAUCAAUUUGAUGAUUGGUAUGUUUUCUCGACACAUUACAUUGUAAUUUGUAGCUCACUUGAGUACAGGUAUCACAGUACAGUGGACACAGGACUGGUCAUGGGUUAUGCAUAUCUAAUCAUUGCUCUUUUCUGAAUUCAGGCUCUUUGCAGAUUGAAAAGCUAGGUAUGCUGACUGAGCUGUCUGCAAAGCAAGGAAAACUUUUCCCAGUGGGUUACCAGUAAGUAGCAGCAAUUAAUAAUGAAACAAAUUGGCAUGUUUAGACUUGGUUUUGUAUGACUUCCUUUAUUUGAACUCCUCCUCUCUCCCCAGGUGUUCUCGCUGGUACUGGAGCACGGUGAACCCACUGCGGCGAUGCAAAUACACGUGUACAAUACGUGAGGUCCGACCGCCGGUCCCUGAGAAACCUGCUGAAGAAAUGCCUGACAAUGGAGAGAAUAGCACUAUAGCACACAGCCCCUGCCCCCAGUCAGGUGAGAGUCCUGGUAACACAACACUGCAUCAAACCCUCGCUACUACACUGAACAAAAAUAUAAGCGCAACAUGUAAAGUGUUGGUGCCAUGUUUCAUGAGCUGAAAUAAAAGAUCAUACACAUUUUCCGUAUGCUCAAAAGCUUAUUUCGCUCAAAUUCUGUGCACAAAUUAGUUUACGUCCCUAUUAGUCAGCAUUUUUCCUUUCCCAAGGUAAUCCAUUCACCUGACAGGUGUGGCAUAUCAAGAAGCUGCAUAAACAGCAGAAUCAUUACACAGGUGCACCUUGUGUUGGGGACAAUAAAAGGCCACUCUAAAAUGUGCAGUGUUAUCACACAACACAAUACCACAGAUGUCUCAAGUUUUGAGGGAGUGCGCAAUUGGCAUGCUGACUGCAGGAAUGUCCACCAGAUAUGUUGCCAGAGAAUUGAGUGUUCAUUUCUCUACCAUAAGCUGCCUCUAAAGUCGUUUUAUUUUGGCACUAUGUCCAACCGACCUCGCAACUGCAGACCACGUGUAUGGCGUUGUGUGGGCGAGCGGUUUGCUGAUGUCAACGUUGUGAACAGAGUGCCCCAUGGUGGCGUGAGGUUAUGUUAUGGGCAGGCAUAAGCUAUGGACAUCGAACACAAUUGCUAUUUGAAAGCACAGAGAUACCGUGACGCGAUCCUGAGGCCCAUUGUCGUGCCAUUCAUCUGCCGCCAUCCCCUCAUGUUUCAGCAUGAUAAUGCACAGCCCUAUGUCGCAAGGAUCUGUACACAAUUCCUGGAAGCUGAAAAUGUCCCAGUUCUUCCAUGGCCUGCAUACUCACCAGACAUGUCACCCAUUGAGCAUGUUUGGGAUGCUCUGGAUUGACAUGUACUACAGCGUGUUUCAGUUCCCGCCAAUAUCCAGCAACUUCGCACAGCCAUUGAAGAGGAGUGGGACAACAUUCCACAAGCCACAAUCAACAGCUUGAUCAACUCUAUGCGAAGGAGAUGUGUUGUGCUGCAUGAGGCAAAAAUAGUGGUCACACCAGAUACUGACUGGUUUUCUGAUCCACGUCUGUGACCAAAAUAUGCAUAUCAGUAUUCCCAGUCAUGUGAAAUCCAUAGAUUAGGGCCUAAUGAAUUUAUUUAAAUUGUCACUCAAUAAAAUCUUUGAAAUUGUUGAAUGUUGCGUUUAUAUUUUUGUUCAGUAUAAAAAGUGAAUGUGUGACUGACUGUUGGCUUUCUUACACUGCAAAGUGGAGAUUGGCAAGUCUUAGCCGUGGCAUAGGAAACAGUUGUUAUUGUUUCUUCACCUCUAGAAUCUGAUGCCCAAGAGGUUGACGUGGCACAUUCCCGACCCACUACUCCCAGCUUCUUGGCUCCACUCCCUAAAUCUGACCAAGGGGCAAGGCCCAAAAUCAGGAGACCAGCUGGAGGACUGUUCCGGCCUCUGCCCUCCCCAGGUAACUGUUCCGUGGUUGGCUGAUGUUGUUUUCUAGAACGUCUUUGGGUUUUAAAAAAUAAACAUUGUUAGGACUCUAAAUUGUCAGGUUUUGAGUGAUUUAUAGAUAUUACCCAUAAAGCAUUGAUUGUUUGUAUGUCCGUUCAGUUGUCUCACUGCUCUCUGUUUCUCCUCCGCAGGAGCUACCAAGUCCAAACCCCACCACAUCCUGACCAUCAGUGACCUGGAGGAGACGCGCAGGCCCCGUCGCCACAGCCCCCACUCCCAAACCCGCAGGGACAUGUCCUCCCCAACCCUGGGCUCUCCCACUGGACCUGGACUAAUCACCCUCCGCACUGGGGGCUCCAUGCACCCCAAGGCCUCCGUGCCCACCUAUCCGCUGUUUCCCCUCGGUGCUACUGAUAUUCUGCUGACCUCUCUCUCUGCCCGCCCUGUCGGAGGUCGAAGUGCUUCCUCUGCCCGAUGCCCUGGGAACAUGACUCACUCUACCUCAGGACUCUUUCCCCAGCCCCCGUGGGAAGACAGUGUGGGCAGCUUCCCUUCCCCUGGCCUGUCCCUCUCCCCAACCAUCCAGCACUCCCCUAGACCCAGGCUGUCUUUUGACCUGAACCAGUCCGACUCAGUGGAGGUGCCACACAACUUCCUGGCCUCACCAGAACCGGAGGAUAACCCUGCACCUAACAGCACCUCACCACUUAGGGGCUCUUUCACACCAUUUCACGAGAACUCUGACGUGGCCAUGGGCUCCGAGUUGAAGACGGAGCUUGAGAUUGAGGAGACGCUAGUGAACGAGGGAGUGGCCAUGAACUGUGGCGCCCAGAUAGACGUGGAGGGUGACGACAACCAAGAGGAGUUCUGGGAGCCAGAGGUUCGCAAGAGGAAGACGCGUACAGCCCUGACACGCUCAGCUGAGUCCGCCAGGCAAGACUGGGGGAACACUUCCUCCGAUGAGGACAUGGAGCACUAUUUUGACUUCUCGCGCACUGUGGUCAGUCGCACAGGCGCCAGGGACCCACCCCAGGCUCCUGCCUCUCCUUCCUCAAGAUCUAUCCCUCAGCUGGACGGCGUGGACGAUGGGACGGAGAGUGAUGCCAGCGUGACAACCACGGGCGGUGCUCAGAAACUGAAGAGUGGCAGUCAAGCCCAGAAACCAGCUCAAACGCAAGAGGUUCCGCCUGAAGUAGAAACGACAACAAAUGGUCUACGUGCAGACUCUGGAAUCCCUGUUCCAGAUCAGUCACCCCUUAGCAACCCUCCCGAGUCUACAACCAGUGUUGUCCUCCCCGCUACCAAACCUCCCCCAGCGUAUAUACCCCAGGAUCCAUCCAAAGCCUUUAAUGCCACACAACUAGAUGGGACUGAAUUGGACAGUGUGACACUUGCGCCAACUGAGAUCUCACCAGAAGCUCCAAGACCAGCUGCAGUGGACCCAUCCACAACAUACAGCCCUGCUGAUAUGAGUACUACUCCCCUGCAGUUAUACACCUUCCCAACUCCUCUAGAACAACAGAACUCAAUCCCCUCCUUAGAAGCCCAGGAAACAGUGUCGAUUGCACCUCUUCAAGGAACUCUGCCAGACUUUGUCCAUACUAAGGUGCCUGAUACGGUCUACCCAGAGGAUUUAUUCCAAGGUUCCGGUCUAGACUUUGCCCCUGGGGCUCCACUUGUUCUUGAAAGGUGUGAUCCUCCCUCCCCCAGCACCUGUUUCACUGAGCUGGUCCCUGUACAGGUUGAUGCUCCCAUGGAAACCCAUCACCCUCAAGACCCAAAAGACCUCUUCUUGGAUUCUAACAGCGGCCACUUUGUAUCACCCACAGAUGGAUCUGCCAUUUACAUGAACCACUUGACAGAGAGUUCAGGAGAUCCCUCAUUGAGCAGUAGUCAGGGCACCCUGUUGGAGCUUCUUCAGCCCUCUUCUCUUAUCUCCUCGGACUUCCCUAACCCCAGCGUAGCCCCGACGGACCCUUUGCAAAUGAGUCCCUCUGUGCAGUCCUCUUUGCCUGGCUUUAACCCUUCAAGGCCACCUCUCAUUAGCAUCUCGCUACAACCCCUGACAUCCUCCCAAGGGUCAACAGUCUUACCGCCCGUGGAGACCUUUUGUACCAAAUUAUCAGCACCUAUUCCAGGCAGUGCCCUUCCACAUUUGUCCUCAAAUUUGUCCUCUCAAAUUGAUCCCAUUUUGUCUGCAACAUCAAGUGUCAGUCUCCCAUCUUAUGGAUCAGUCUCUCUGCCUAUAUUCUCCACACAAUCCCAGGCCAUGGUCUCCACAGCAAUUACCAUUGUAUCAUCCUCUCCCUCCAUAUGCUCUCUCUCCGAUGCUCUAUCCACCCAGUGUCACCCCAUGCUCUCUUCGCUUCAGCCCUCCGCUGCCCCUGUGAUGAUUAACGGAUACAGCUCCACAUCUCUGCAGAAGGAAGCUACCACGGGACACACCAUCUCCAUCAACUUCUCCACCCCCAGGCCUCCACUGGAGCCCCAACAGCCGCUGUUACCUCAGGGACUACCUGGCCACGCUAUCCUUACUGUGAAGGAAGUGGGUGGUCCCAACGUGGACCCUACACCUCACGUUCUGCUGGUGAACCGCCUGGGCCAGAUCUUUGUGAAGAACCCAGAGAGCAACACCUUCCAGCUGCCCAGUCAGGGCUCUCCCUCCUAUAACUGUGUCACUCAGAUAGCCAGCCUUCUUCAGAGCAAUGCCCUGUCUGCCACCUUGGCAGCAGCUGGUACAAUGUCCACCCCGGCUCCAGGGACUGCCAUGCCAACCCAUGUCCCUAGGAUGGCCACGCCUGUGGUUCAGAACCCAGUUACCAUCACUCAACUGCUCACUCAUAACAGCAAUGGGACAGUGGCAGCAACUGUGGCCAAGAAACCAAGGAAGAACGCAAGCGCAGAUGGAGCUAUACCAGGGAUGAAGAAACCCAGGAAGAAGAAGGAACCUUCCUCAACUUCUAGGAGAAAUAAGUCUGACAAGGCUGCAGACCUGUUUGAGUUUGCUGGUCAUGAAGGAAGUUCCUCCAUGACCAACACUGAGAGCGCCCAAGCCAUCAUCAACCAAGCCAUGGCCAGUAACUACACCCCCAACCGGACCGGUCCCCGCAUACUGAGUCCCUCCACAUUCCGUAACAACCCUUCCCUGAAAUCUGUGGUCCUGCCCCCAGGACUACUCAUCGAACCCGAGCCUGCAGCCACCACACCGCCUGUUUUAACACCCCGCCCUCCUCGCACCCAUGUCCGUAUGAAGAGGGUCUCCUCCCUUUCAGAUCGCAUUGGUGCCACAAAGAAGUCCAAGACAGACUUCCUAGAGCCAGAGCCUCCUAGUUCUAAGGAAGACCUGCUGGUACCCAAAGACAGCUUUGCUGCUGUCUCCAACAGGGCCGGGGGUGUUCGCAUUAAAACCCCAACGGUGAAAGGUGUGUUUGACCUGGACAAGCUAAAGGAGGAGUACUUGAGUGACUGUGAAAGCACAAGGUUAGUCUUUUGGAACUUAUCAGGGCAGUGAUCUAAUGAAAUUAGUAAUGAGACAAAAUGUACAAAUAAUAUCUUCAAUGAAUAAUACAAGAAUAGUCAUGCCUUUAUGUUUAAUGGCCAGUGAGUCUCUUGUAGUGUUCCUUUUGUUUAUAAAAAAUGUUUAACUUGCUACAUCUGCAACUAUGCUAAAGGCCAGAAUCGUAUAGAAAUAUAUUUUUUUCCACUAUUGGCACGUCACUCAUGUUUCCAGUGUGGGCCUCAUCUCCUUAGUAUCAAUAAGAUCACAUCUGGCUAUUUUUAACCUUAUGCUUAACUCUACCACUUCCUACUAGUAUAACACAUAACCUAUAGUAUGAUAUGACACAUGGAACAAGACGUUUUACUCCUGAAAUAGAACUGUCAAUAGGCUAUGUAGAGGUCAGUAACUACAGUGGGGGAAAAAGUAUUUAGUCAGCCACCAAUUGUGCAAGUUCUCCCACUUAAAAAGAUGAGAGAGGCCUGUAAUUUUCAUCAUAGGUACACGUCAACUAUGACAGACAAAAUGAGAAAAGAAAAUCCAGAAAAUCACAUUGUAGGAUUUUUAAUGAAUUUAUUUGCAAAUUAUGGUGGAAAAUAAGUAUUUGGUCACCUACAAACAAGCAAGAUUUCUGGCUCUCACAGACCUGUAACUUCUUCUUUAAGAGGCUCCUUUGUCCUCCACUCGUUACCUGUAUUAAUGGCACCUGUUUGAACGUGUUAUCAGUAUAAAAGAGACCUGUCCACAACCUCAAACAGUCACACUCCAAACGCCACUAUGGCCAAGACCAAAGAGCUGUCAAAGGACACCAGAAACAAAAUUGUAGACCUGCACCAGGCUGGGAAGACUGAAUCUGCAAUAGGUAAGCAGCUUGGUUUGAAGAAAUCAACUGUGGGAGCAAUUAUUAGGAAAUGGAAGACAUACAAGACCACUGAUAAUCUCCCUCGAUCUGGGGCUCCACGCAAGAUCUCACCCUGUGGGGUCAAAAUGAUCACAAGAACGGUGAGCAAAAAUCCCAGAACCACACGGGGGGACCUAGUGAAUGACCUGCAGAGAGCUGGGACCAAAGUAACAAAGCCUACCAUCAGUAACACACUACGCCGCCAGGGACUCAAAUCUUGCAGUGCCAGACGUGUCCCCCUGCUUAAGCCAGUACAUGUCCAGGCCCGUCUGAAGUUUGCUAGAGUGCAUUUGGAUGAUCCAGAAGAGGAUUGGGAGAAUGUCAUGUGGUCAGAUGAAACCAAAAUAUAACUUUUUGGUAAAAACUCAACUCGUCGUGUUUGGAGGACAAAGAAUGCUGAGUUGCAUCCAAAGAACACCAUACCUACUGUGAAGCAUGGGGGUGGAAACAUCAUGCUUUGGGGCUGUUUUUCUGCAAAGGGACCAGGACGACUGAUCCGUGUAAAGGAAAGAAUGAAUGGGGCCAUGUAUCGUGAGAUUUUGAGUGAAAACCUCCUUCCAUCAGCAAGGGCAUUGAAGAUGAAACGUGGCUGGGUCUUUCAGCAUGACAAUGAUCCCAAACACACUGCCCUGGCAACGAAGGAGUGGCUUUGUAAGAAGCAUUUCAAGGUCCUGGAGUGGCCUAGCCAGUCUCCAGAUCUCAACCCCAUAGAAAAUCUUUGGAGGGAGUUGAAAGUCCGUGUUGCCCAGCGACAGCCCCAAAACAUCACUGCUCUAGAGGAGAUCUGCAUGGAGGAAUGGGCCAAAAUACCAGCAACAGUGUGUGAAAACCUUGUGAAGACUUACAGAAAACGUUUGACCUGUGUCAUUGCCAACAAAGGGUAUAUAACAAAGUAUUGAGAAACUUUUGUUAUUGACCAAAUACUUAUUUUCCACCAUAAUAUGCAAAUAAAUUCAUUAAAAAUCCUACAAUGUGAUUUUCUGGAUUUUCUUUUCUCAUUUUGUCUGUCAUAGUUGACGUGUACCUAUGAUGAAAAUUACAGGCCUCUCUCCUCUUUUUAAGUGGGAGAACUUGCACAAUUGGUGGCUGACUAAAUACUUUUUUCCCCCACUGUAUAAAGAGCAGGUCAUGCAUAGUAACCUUUUUUGAAGUUAUAACUGAGAUUGGUAAAUGAGUGGUGACGGUGAUGACAAUCUACAAUACAGCUCCUAGUUUGCAGGAUGCUCUCCAAUUGUCAUCACUGCAUUUCUGUCCUAACAGAAGUGUGUAUCUGAUACAGUGAGUGAUAUACAGCCUGUAUCCAGUCGAUUUCAGUGUUUUCUCUUGUUGUAUUCCUCACAGGCCAGGGCCUUGGGACCGCCUGGCUGUACCUCGAUUAGGGGGGGACACGGGUAAACAACAGAACUGGGACACAGUGGGCCGCAGUGCCCUGACUGACUGGAACAAAUACUCAGGUACUUAUGUGUAAUGAUGCCGUAUGAACAGUAUGUCUGUAUGACGAUGACUUGGAUUAUAAUGACUGAUAUUUCUUAUACCUGUACUCUGUAAACAAGUCUGCCUGUUUGAAAAUAUCCUGUGGUAUUACCAUCCUGUCAGGUGCUGUAUCGUGCUCAGAUGAUGAGCUGCUGCCCUCAGACGAGGACGAUGAGUGCCCCCCCAGCCGAGACCAGCCCCACCUCCGCUUCGAGAUCAAAAGCGACGACGGCUUCAGUGUGGAGGCAGACAGCAUAGAGGGUGAGGUUUCAGGGAGGGAAGAGCAAAUAAAUAGACUUCAUGUGUCUGUUAUCUGUAGAGUGUUCAUUUAUAAAGAAUUACGUUACCCAAUACUCAAGGCAAUGAUUUCUGCACAAAUACCCACUAUUUCUACAUAUGACUCAACAUAUGAUUUUGAAAUAUACUUGUUCUCGUACUUGGCUAGAAUUAACUUAUCUUGUGUAAUAAACCAUCUAGCAGAAAAUGUAGGCUAGUUUCCAUAUUUAUUACAUUUAUGUGUUAUCCUGUGUUACUCACGCCUUACUCUUCUCUCUCUUCAUUCCUCUUCCCCCUCUUUUCCCUUGUCAGUGGCCUGGAGGGCAGUGAUAGACUGUGUCCAGGAGGCGCGGGCGGGGGCCAGGCUGAGGCAGCUGUCCUUCUCUGGGAUGACAGGUGCCCGUAUGCUGGGCCUGCUCCACGACACGGUAGUCUUCCUGGUGGAGCAGCUCCAGGGGGCCCGCCGCUGCCAUAGCCACGCCUUCCGCUUCUUUAAACAGAUCAGCCAAGAGGAGGACCUUCCUGUCAACCCCUCCGGCUGCGCCCGCUCCGAGGUCUACCUCAGGUCAGUGUCCCAGUGUUCUGUCCACUACAGGGGCCCUGGAAGUUAAAUAUAGAAAUAGAAGGAAAGACAUUAUUUUGUUAUGUAAUCUGGAAAUUGUGUCCGAGUUGUCUUACAGAUUCAUCUUACAUAUCUUGUAAACAUUUCACCAAUUCUUCCUAGGUAUCAUGAGUCGUAGAUUGGAAGAAGUUUAAUAAAAAUGUAUUCAUUUGGAAAUGAGAAUUGGUGAAUAUCUACAAGUGUAAUGGUGGGAACAGGUAUUACUUUGUCCUUACCUUGCAGUUGGUCAACCCAUACCACUAAAGUCUAGCAAAUCUCUAGAGAAUCUGGGUUUUCCCCUCUGUAGGUGGUUUUCAACCUCAAAGUGGAAGCUAGACUCCCUGUGUGGAGUUUUGGUGAAAUGUCUGUUUUGAAUGUAGACAGCUGUUAGGUUUAGAGUAACAAAGGAUGUGUCUGUGGCUGUUGUGUUUCUAUGUGAGUGUCAUCUCCACCUCCACAGUCUGAGUAGGCUAGAAAUAAGACCUGUAUGACGUCUAUGCCGCUCCAUUCAUUAACAUAUGAAGAAUGUGUGGGUGAUGUGCACAUCCCAAAUUCUACACCAGUGCUGGGCAAAAAAAACAAUGGUAAAGAAAGUUAAGCCUGCAUACUGUAAAAUGUAAUGUAACACCUUGUUCCUGUCUUCUUUUACAGGAAGUCCACCUUCGACAUGUUCAACUUCCUGGCAUCCCAGCACCGCCAGCUCCCUGACAUCAACCCCUACGAUGAGGAGGAGGAUGAAGUCCCACUCAAAUCCACAAGGUCAGAUUACAGAGUUAUUGUAUGCUGGUAAUCACAAAGGAAGCUAGCUAAAUGCUAACAUCUUAACAAAGGAAACUGGCUUAAAUAUUGCAGGAGCUAGUCCAUGAAAGAUCUUGUCUAGCGGAACAUUCUUAGAACUUGUCGUACAUUCCUUUAAAAACCAACGUUCACAUCAACAAAUGAUCUAUUUAUAAGUUGGUAGACAUAACAUAGUAAUGUAUUCAUUCAGACUGAUGAGUAACAAAGGACCAGCUGUACAACUACAGGUUUCCACAAUCGUUUUAUAGCUGUGACUAAACCAUUCUGUCAUUUCUGUAACUACCUACCCCUAACAAGCAACAUUAAAAAUUUGUUCUACCCUCUUGUGGCUUUGAGUCUUUAGAGACUCUUGUCUCAGAGUUCAACGUGAAAGGUCAGAAGCACAUCGUCAUCUUCUCUGCUUAUCCCUUUUCUCCUAGACGUGCCACUAGCUUGGAGCUCCCCAUGGCCAUGCGCUUCAGACAUCUGGAGAGGACAUCUAAGGAGGCUGUUGGCGUGUACAGGUCAGCACACAACUAGUCCUGGUCCCCCCUGAGGGGCUGAGGACAAAGCCAAUACUAUGGACAGAGCCUGUGACUAUGAUCAUGAUUCUGGGCUAAAAAGCUCAUGUGUUUCUCAGUGGGUGGCCAACUGACCCCACAAUAGGUCAGUUGCGGCCUGUCUGGACAGGAAGCCGUCACUGUGGUUCUCUACAGCUGUCACAGCAAACUAGGGACAGAGGCAUGGUUUAUAUUUCCUGCUUCUCCCUUUUUAAGUCCCCCUCAAGAAGCGUCAUAGUGAAGUCUGUUAUUCUGCUGCAAAAUGAGUAACAUGACUCAUCAGAUAAAAUUCCAAAUCUGAUCCUUUGCAUCCUUUUAAUAGCCAAGGAGAUUAGCUAUGGAAACUUUUGUUCAUGCUUGAGCCUCUUCUGACAUCUGGUGUAGGUCUGCUAUCCACGGGCGAGGUCUGUUCUGCAAGAGGAACAUCGACGCUCAGGAGAUGGUCAUCGAGUAUGCUGGCAUCGUCAUUCGCUCAGUGCUCACAGACAAGCGGGAGAAGUACUACGAUGGCAAGGUGAGAUCAAUCAGUUCAGAGUGUGGUUGAGGAGACGACAUAAACCCUAUGGUUCGUCCCAACGAGACCUUAGUUGGUGGACUUUUUAAAGAUCCACUAAUUCUGGGCGUGAAUGAAUAAAUUUUAUUGAUACCAACAUAAUACAUGUUCCUUAAACUAAAACUAAGUCCCCUGUCUCUUUUCCCUGCUUCCUCCACAGGGUAUCGGAUGCUACAUGUUCCGUAUCGAUGACUUUGACGUUGUGGACGCCACCAUGCACGGCAAUGCAGCGCGCUUCAUCAACCACUCGUGCGAGCCCAACUGCUACUCACGCGUCAUCAACGUGGAGGGCCAGAAGCACAUCGUCAUUUUCGCCCUGCGCAAGAUCUACCGGGGCGAGGAGCUCACCUACGACUACAAGUUUCCCAUCGAAGACCCAGCAAGCAAGCUCAACUGCAACUGCGGGGCCCGGAAAUGUAGACGCUUUCUCAAC
This is a messenger RNA of Coregonus sp. 'balchen', 16156 nucleotides long. NCBI's taxonomy places the organism in Eukaryota, Metazoa, Chordata, Actinopteri, Salmoniformes, Salmonidae. The record is from the annotation of a GenBank genome assembly.